Messenger RNA from Kwoniella shivajii, 2922 nucleotides. RefSeq lists its product as uncharacterized. The record is from RefSeq and is a predicted model, not a curated record. NCBI's taxonomy places the organism in Eukaryota, Fungi, Basidiomycota, Tremellomycetes, Tremellales, Cryptococcaceae. The transcript has 6 exons. Gene Ontology annotation, cellular component: membrane; microtubule; cytoplasm. The coding region runs from base 1 to 2922 and encodes 973 amino acids. Gene Ontology annotation, molecular function: GTPase activity; microtubule binding; GTP binding.
AUGCUUCGUCGACUCCCAACAUCUUCCAGACCAUAUUUAUUCAACCAAUCUCGUCCCCUCUCUGUCCCUCGUGCUCGUAUAAUACCGUCAACCAGACAUGUACACAUUAGAGCGAUUUCAUUCUCGUCUAUCCCCAGAGCGAUGGCUCGGGCUUUUAGGAUACCAGCUUAUGGAGCAGCUAUAGGUGCUGGAGGAUUGGGUUAUGCGAAUUAUAAACUUGAAGGAGUACGAAAUGCUACAUCUGAAAUUCUCACCAACGUAUCAGACAAAUUCUCUUCAGUAUACAACACCGCCGCAGACGGUUUAUCUUCCGCAGCAGACAUAGGUUCUUCUUUGAGUGCACAACUUCAAGGCAGAUUAUCAGAUACACAGAAUGGAGUUCAAGACACCGCAGAAGCGUUCAAGAACGGUACAAAAGAAUGGUGGGAUGCAUUUACAUCUCAGUUUGCUACAUCUCAAGAUACGCAAUCUGCCUUCGAUUCAAGUUCAAGUUCUGGGAUAGGUUCAGGUUCAGGUUCAGGUUCAGGUGGAAGAGCGAAAGAGGAAUAUUCGAAUUCGAGAUCAUCCGAAAGACCUGAUGAAUCAAACAAUAAUAACAAUAAUGGAGGAGAAGAAGCGUUGUUGGGUUUAGUAGGAGCAGCCACUGCAGCCUCAAUAUCGGAAGAAAAGAGGAAUGAUCCUUUUUCUUCAGGUUCAGGCGAUGAACAUCAAUUACUUCAACUUACAAGGAAACUCAUCGAAAUUCGUUCAGUUCUUCUUAGUGUGGACCAAAGUGAGGCAUUGCAACUGCCUUCUAUAGUUGUUAUAGGAAGCCAGAGUUCAGGAAAGAGUAGUGUCCUAGAAGCGAUUGUAGGACAUGAAUUCCUGCCCAAGGGUGAUAAUAUGGUUACUAGAAGACCAAUAGAGCUUACACUCAUUAACACACCUUCCAAUGCCGCUUCAUCGUCAUCAACUCCGUCAGAGUAUGGUGUAUUUCCUAAUAUGCCAGGAAUGGGUAAAAUCACUUCUUUCGCUACUAUACAAAAAACUUUGACCGAUCUCAACCUCUCAGUACCCCCCGAAUUAGCCGUAUCCGAUGACCCUAUACACCUACAAAUCCAUUCCCCUCAUGUUCCUGACUUGACAUUGAUCGACUUACCUGGAUAUAUACAAAUCAGCUCGAUGGACCAACCCGAAGAACUGAAAGACAAGAUCAACGGAUUAUGCGACAAAUAUAUUCGAGAACCUAAUAUCAUUUUAGCGGUGUGUGCUGCAGAUGUAGAUCUUGCCAAUUCUCCAGCUUUAAGGGCAAGUAGAAGAGUAGAUCCACUAGGUACAAGAACUAUCGGUGUAGUAACGAAAAUGGAUCUGGUCAAGCCUGAACAAGGAGCAACAAUCGUAAGGGGUGAAAGGUAUCCUCUGCACCUGGGUUACGUUGGUGUCGUCUGUAAAGCACCUCCCACCAGUGGAGUUUUCAGAUCUAUCAGAGGAGACAAAGAGAAGCCAAAUGUCACUGGUGCGGUACUGAGGAGGGAAGAAGAAUUCUUCGGAGGGGAAAAUUCGAAAUACUUCGGCAGAGACAAGAAAGUCAUGGUCGGUACCGAUACACUACGGAGAAGACUCAUGGAUGUUCUUGAAACCAGUAUGGCUUCUAGUCUGAAUGGCAUCACAAAUGCUGUCCAAAUUGAACUUGAAGAAGCUAGCUAUCAAUUCAAAGUACAGUAUAACGAUCGUCGAAUCACCUCAGAAUCAUAUAUGGCUGAAACCAUCGAUGCUUUGAAAGCUAGAUUCAAAGAAUAUACAGCACAAUUCACCAAGCCUGCCGUACGAUCGAAAUUAAAGGGAAUGUUAGAUGACAAAGUCAUGGAUAUCUUGGAGAAAUUGUACUGGGAUGAUCCGAGGACAUUGGAAUUAGCAAAACUCGGCGAAGAUAGGAAACUGACACCUGAGGAAUUGGAUACGUAUUGGAAAUACAAGCUUGAAACAGCUAGUUCUUUGCUUACGAAAUCAGGCGUAGGAAGAGAUUCGACUGGAUUAGUAGCGGAGGGUUUAAGACAACUUAUAGAUUCAAUAGCCACCGGUGAACCAUUCACCUUCCAUCCUUCAGUAUCCGAACGAAUAACAGAAUUCUCUCAUGCGAUACUGAGAGAGAGGAUGGGAUUGACAGCUGAUCAAGUUGAAAAUUGUAUAAAACCGUAUAAAUACGAAGUUGAAAUGGAUGAUAGAGAAUGGGAAGUAGGAAGAGAUCGGGCCGAGGAAAAAUUCGGUGAAGAAAUCAAAAGAUGUGAUAACAAACUUAAUGAGAUACGAGGUAAACUUGGCGGAGCGAGAAAACUAAAUGGCUUGAUUAAACAUGUUGCUGAAUUAGAGAAAUGGGAAGUUGAAAGAAGGAAAAGAAGAUUAAGUGGUGGUCUAAACGCAACAUCGAAUUCAGAGGACGAAGGUCAAGUAGAGGAAGGUGCGCCGGUAUUAGACGCUUAUAAAUAUUCCCCGGCCCAGAUUAUUGAUGGUCGACAUGCACUGCUUCUGUCUAAUCGCCUUAACCUGCUCAAAGUGCGACAACAAGCACUGAAGUCUAGAAGAUGUAAAACAGGUCCAGAUCAGUCUGCGUUCUGUCCAGAAGCCUUCUUAACGGUAGUAGCGGACAAAUUAGCUUAUACGAGUACGAUGUUUAUAAAUAUCGAACUGCUAGAACAAUUCUUUUAUCAAUUCCCAAGAGAAAUUGAUUCGAGGAUUUUAUACGAUCUGAACAGAGAUGAAAUAGGGAAAUUCGCAAGGGAAAAUCCAAAGAUCAAACAACAUCUCGAUUUACAAGAAAGAAAAGAUAAAUUAGAACAGGUUAUGAGAUCGUUACAGGGUUUAGUAAAUUUACAAAAAGACUCAAAAGGUUCUUUAGCAACGGGGUCCUCGAAUAGAGGUGGUUUAUUCACGAAAUUCUUCUAG